Molecule: messenger RNA, 1917 nt
Organism: Marchantia polymorpha subsp. ruderalis
Lineage: Eukaryota; Viridiplantae; Streptophyta; Marchantiopsida; Marchantiales; Marchantiaceae
Source: the annotation of a GenBank genome assembly
GGAGGCUGGAGCGUCGUGGUGCCAUGGCCAUGGUGGUGCCCAUCCGCGGCCCGCGGCCCCGCGCCUGGACAGAUGUAUGAAAGCCAGAAGGGGGCGCGGCCCGGUGGCAGUCCAGCGGCUCGAGACUCGAGUCCUGCGGGGAGCUGAUCGCAGGAUUCAGUGGAAAGAAGAGCUUUCGGGGAAGAGAAUCAAGAAGAAGGUCGGAGAGCGAGCGAGGGUGGCGAUUGUUGAGAGGGAGAGGUGACAGAUCGAGAGAGAGAGAGAAAGAGGGAGGGAGGGAGGCGAUGAUGGAGGGAGCAUCGGCCGAGUAUGUGGUGCUGUUGGCCUUGGCAGCGCUGGGGUUCGUGUACGUGUUGCGGCAGGUGUUCAUGUUUGUGAAGUGGACAUGGCAGACGCUUUUGAGGCCGGGCAAAAAGCUGUCCAAGUAUGGAUCAUGGGCUCUGGUCACGGGUGCCACGGAUGGCAUCGGGCGUGCGUGCUGCAUGCGCUUGGCCCAGGAGAAGAUCAAUGUGAUUGUGGUCGGGCGAUCGCCCUCCAAGGUGCAGGAAGUGGUGAAAGAGCUGGAGAGUAAGAACGUGCAGGUGCGCUCGGCGGUGGUGGAUUUCACCGAGGAAGACCUGAACGCGGGAUUGGCAAGAAUCGAGAGCGCCAUCGCUGGCCUGGAUGUGGGCAUUCUGGUGAACAGCGUCGGGCUUUCGUACCCGUACGCCAAGUUCUUCCAUGAAGUCGAUGCCCAGCUGACCAGAAAUUUGAUCAGAGUCAACGUCGAGGUUACUACCCGCAUGGUGCAAAUGGUUUUGCCCGACAUGUUGAAACGUCGGAAGGGGGCCAUCAUCAACGUUGGAUCGGGGGCCGCGUCUAUUCUGCCAUCAGAUCCUCUCUACGCCCUCUAUGCUGCGUCCAAAGCUUUUGUCGAUCAGCUCUCUCGGUCUCUAUACGUCGAGUAUAAGCACAGCGGUAUCGACGUCCAGUGCCAGGUGCCUCUAUACGUGGCCACAAAGAUGUCAAAGAUAAGAAGAGCUUCAUUGGCCGUUCCAUCUGCAGACACCUACGCCAAAUGUUCUCUCAAAUGGAUCGGGUUUGAACCUAGAUGCACCCCUUACUGGGUGCACUCGAUCAUGUGGUGGAUCAUCUGGGUACUGCCUGAGUCUAUCAUCGACACUAUCCGCCUCCGUAGUAGCCUGGAUGUCCGAAGACGAGGUCAAAGUAAAGAUUCCCGUGGCAAAAAAGAGUAGAGAAACCAUCUUGUGGAUUUUGGAGUUUACUUCAUGGGAGUACUUCGGUAGUUAAGGUACUGCCACCGGGAGUCCAAAGAAAGCAAGGAAGUAGCAGAUGGAUGCCCUCCCAGUGUAACAGGCAGGGUAAUUUUCCUGGCGAUGAAGCUUUCUCUUCUAGUAGUUUAGGUCUUCUUGACGCCAUGUCCAUUUGUAACCUGGCACCGUUCAUUCCCCGCUUGCGAAGCGAUAUUGCAAAUUGGUCUCGUCCAUUCUCCAGACCCUUGCCGUUUUCAUAUCGUGCCCAGUCGAAACAGAAGAACUAACGGGUUCGGCACUUUGGGGAACUCUUUGAUCUCUUGACAUUCUCAUGCGAACGAUGCGCUCCUUGGAUUCUGCGAAGUGGCCGUCUCGCUAGAGAGAUAUACUCACAUUGAGUGUACAUCUCGGGAGAAGCUUGCUAAGAGAGCACAUUAUUGAAUACGAGUUUGCAGCAUAAUCGUGCAGCAGUUAGUUGUUACUCUGCAUUGUAGUCAUCGUUAUGUAUUGUCGACUAUGUCCACGACUGUCUGCACAAGUGUGCUAGUGAACGAGCAAUCAACCUCACACUCGAUAUUAGCACUGUCCACAGAUGAAGUCGAAUAACAUAAACCUCCAUCUUAUCCGAAAAGAUGGAGGUUAUGCAUAUGCGGUAAAGGAGCUU